CUGGGUUGCCGCUGGCUGCGCGGCAGCGCGUCAAAACACUGCGUCUGCACGACCUCGCAGGGACCCGCAGAAAACGGUUCGUCUGGACGGGGAACGCAAAACGAGGGGGGGGGGCUCAGGAUUUGGCACCGCCGCGAAACCGACGAGGUGGUGCGACUUUUCCACUCGGCGAAUUUUUUUUUUCUUCCCUACAAAGGUGUGUGCCUCCCUCCCCACCGCCCACCACGGCCCUCACCUGUGUGUUGCGGUGCUUCCCCUGCGAGCCGACCUGGGCUGGCAGCCCCUUCUUGCACCGCCCGCCUACCCCGCCCAUGGUCAGGAUGACACGCUCCAAGACCUUCCAGGCCUACCUGCCCAGCUGUCAUCGAACCUACAGCUGCAUCCACUGCCGAGCUCACUUGGCCAACCAUGACGAGCUCAUCUCCAAGUCGUUCCAGGGCAGCCAAGGCAGAGCUUACCUGUUUAACUCAGUGGUAAACGUCGGGUGUGGCCCUGCAGAGGAGAGGGUUCUGCUCACAGGCCUGCAUGCUGUGGCAGAUAUCUACUGUGAGAACUGCAAGACUACCCUCGGCUGGAAAUACGAGCAUGCCUUUGAGAGCAGCCAGAAGUACAAAGAGGGCAAGUUCAUCAUUGAGCUGGCCCACAUGAUCAAGGACAACGGCUGGGACUGAGGGACGAGCAACCCUGACACCUACACAGCAGGGCCGGGUGGCCGGACGGAUAGAUAGAUGAAUAAGGGGAUGAGGGAGGGAGGGAGAGAAGGUGAGUUUGUGACUUCGUUGUGGCUGGUUGCACAUUAAACUUUGUAACCCCCCCCCCCCAAAUAUUCUCUCCCACCCUUCCUGAUAACAGCAUUCACAAAACACACACACACACACACACACGCACACACACACACACACAAGGCUUCAGACAUCCCAGUCUGACAGGUAGCUGUUCAGAUCAAACGAGGUGGACUGGACAGACUUAGACAGGCUUAUAUAAAACUAGCAGGACUAGGUGACUGCCCAGCAAUGGCAGAAGAGAAAAAAAAAAAGAGGCCUGAUUUUUCACACAAAAAAAAGUUUACCUCAACAGUUCAAAUUUAACCCACACCGACGCUAACAAAGGGGCAAACGAUGGCUCUGAAAGUGAUGGGAGACGACUUCGGCGUAUGAAGUAAUUUACCCUUUUCAAUCCAAUUAAACACGGCUCAGUUGCAGAGGAGUUUUCAUGUGGUCGUGAAUGGAAAUGUUGCCAGAGAGAGGCCAGUUGGCUGUUUUCAGCAGGGCUCAGGGGCUCUGGUUUUAGAGCUGAUGGGAAUUCACUCUGUCCCCAGUGUGAACGAGAUGACCUAAGAUUAUUAUAACAAAUCCAUCUGAUCUGGGCCAUGCCAGCCGGGGCUGGUGAUGAGGUCUGGGUGCUGGGGCUUGGCACCGAGCCCCCGGGCCACAUGGGCGUGAGGGGGGGGGGCAGUGCCAUCUGCCAGGCUGCAGAUGACAGAGGGAGGGGUAGCAAGAGGGGAGACUCCUAAUCCAGUUGUGCCGUGGUGUUUACGGAGGCAUCUGGCAGGUAUCUACCCCGGGUCUUACCCGCGACAGGGCUUAAAGGGCCCGGCCCGGGUAGGAUGAGAGUGAAAGGGAUACAAACAGCCGUCAGCUUGUCCUCGAACCUUGGAGGAAUUUGACCUCACAGCUGCAGAGCGGGUCCUUUGGAUUUUAUUCAUCCUUCGACACACUGACUCAUGUAACGGGACCUGCUGAUCCCCUCUGUGUACGCAUGCGUGUGUGUGCGUGUGUGUGUUUGUCUAGUGCUGGUGACAAGUCUUUGUCAUCUACCUUUGUUGGGGAUAGAAUUACACAACGUAAGCACGUCUCAGGUGAAUAGCUUUGGCUGGGAUUUCCCAAAGGCAUUGUAAACACGACGAGCAUCCUUCUGCCAUUGUAGGUCAAUGAACAAGAUAAUGCUCCGUAGGCUUACAGAACAGCGUGCAGCCGGCGCUCCAGAUUGGCGCAGACAGCUUAGCAUCCGCUGUGACAAAGACACCUUGCUUUUUUCAAAGUUAAAAUCCCAUGAAUUGAUUCGCUCAUGGACGAUUUUUUCUUUUUUUGACUGAAUUCAGCAAAAUUCAGUUCAGAAAGAAAAAUAGCCGUGCAGAAAGUGCAAGGUGUUCCUUUGACAGCACUGCUUUGUCAGAUGCACACGAGGAAACGAGUAAUAGCUAUCAGUCUGAGGCUAUCUCUCAGUCCGGGAUGACUGCUGUGACACUGUCCUUCUCUAAUGCCCCGAGGCGGGCGGCAACAUUACCCUGGAGAGAUUAAUCCCAAGGAAUACACUGGGCACAUUGCAGCAGUAUAAGAAGAUUCAGUGUUUUCACAAAAACUCUGCCACAUCCAUCGGUUGUUUCUGAAUUUCAUGUUGAUCCUAUUUAUUCCUGUGUUAGUCUUUCUCCAUACUAACACAGUACCACCCCUUUCCUCAAAAUGUUUUCCGGGUGGCAUGGCGCUCUAUUCCAUUGCCUACCAAUAUGGGGAUCGCCAGAUCGAAUCCCCAUGUUACCCCCGGCUUGGUCGGGCAUCCCUACAGACACAAUCGGCCGUGUCUACGGGUGGGAAGCCGGAUGUGGGUAUGUGUCCUAGUCGCUGCACUAGCGCCUCCUCUGGUUGGUAGGGGAGGAACUGGGGGGAAUAGCGUGAUCCUCCCACAUGCUACAUCCCCCUGGGGAAACUCCUCACUGUCAGGUGAAAAGAGGUGGCUGGCAACUCCACAUGUAUCGGAGGAGGCAUGUGGUAGUCUGCAGCCCUCCCCAGAUCGGCAGGUGGAGCAGCGACCGGGACGGCUCAGAAGAGUGGGGGUAAUUCGCCAAGUACAAUUGGGGAGAAAAAUCCCCCCCCCCCAAAAAAAGUUUUCCAUACGUCAUGUCUCUUGGGGUCCUGAUGGCAGCAGAAUAACAAAAUUAGUUUGUCAUUGUUUUCUGUCUGUGGAACAUUGCCCCAAAAAAGGAAAUGUGCCCAGUGUAUUACAGGCUUUGUACAAAACAAGCAGACUAAAUUCAAGCCUAGAACAGACCGUUGACUGACAAGUGGCUCCCACCAAUCAGAGGCUGUGAAAAUAACCCAGCACAACCAAAGAACCCACCAAACCAACAACAAACCGACCAAACGAAAGAUUUCAUUUUUACAUGGGCUUAAGUGUUGCAAAAUGUUGGGUUUGUGUAUAGCUGAAAGCCAAGAUUGUGGAUAGCCUUUCUCUGUGAUAUAAAAUGCAUUGUGAUUUUGUAAAUGACAGAUCUUAAUAUAUGAAUAUAUUCUAUUUACUGUAUUCACCAUGAGAACUAUACUUUAUGUCAGCCUCUGUGUUAUAAACUGUAAAUAGUGUUAAUGUGUUGUGGUUUAUCAUUCUCUGUUUGAUGAUGAAUGAAUAUGAUUUUAGGUCAUGUCAUGCUUUCUCUCUGGUACCCCACAUUGACUGUAUGAUACUUACUACUUUUUUACUGAAAAUAUUUCAAUUUCAAUGUCUUUUUUAAUGGAGGAUGCUGAUGCUGACUAUAUCAUUGGAUCUUCGUCAAUUAAAAUGCACCUUGACAUCUGUAU
This is a messenger RNA of Lampris incognitus (smalleye Pacific opah), 3572 nucleotides long. Its product is annotated as protein yippee-like 2. The transcript is spliced from 5 exons. The record is from RefSeq and is a predicted model, not a curated record. NCBI's taxonomy places the organism in Eukaryota, Metazoa, Chordata, Actinopteri, Lampriformes, Lampridae. Bases 312 to 671 code for a protein of 119 amino acids.